AUGGGUGACGACCGCAAUGUAAACAAUGAAACUUAUGGAAGGGAGCAACCGCAGAAUCAAUACAAUGUGAAUGCACAGGAUGUUCCUUCCUCCAUUAUCCCAGAAAAUGUGAAGCCAUUGACAAGGAGAAGAAGGCAGCAAGUGGCAGAUAUUGACAACCAAAUAAACUUCAAUGCAUCAAGUGCGACUGAGGGUAUAGAUGCACAAGACAGUCCUUCUUGCUCCCUCGCCCAUCUCAAUCCACGGCAGAAAGAGCUUGUUCCAUCCCACAAGACUAUCAAGAUAAAAUUCAAUACGUACGAGUUAAGAAGAUUAGAAAACGUCUUGACGACGGGGUGA
Messenger RNA from Botrytis porri, 339 nucleotides. RefSeq lists its product as uncharacterized. The record is from RefSeq and is a predicted model, not a curated record. Bases 1 to 339 code for a protein of 112 amino acids. The transcript is spliced from 2 exons. Lineage: Eukaryota; Fungi; Ascomycota; Leotiomycetes; Helotiales; Sclerotiniaceae.